This is a messenger RNA of Bathycoccus prasinos, 1257 nucleotides long. RefSeq names its product UDP-galactopyranose mutase. The transcript has a single exon. NCBI's taxonomy places the organism in Eukaryota, Viridiplantae, Chlorophyta, Mamiellophyceae, Mamiellales, Bathycoccaceae. Gene Ontology annotation, molecular function: flavin adenine dinucleotide binding; UDP-galactopyranose mutase activity. The coding region runs from base 1 to 1257 and encodes 418 amino acids. The record is from RefSeq and is a predicted model, not a curated record.
AUGGAUUUGAGUGUACAAUUGGGGAAUCAAUCAUGUCCAAAUUGGUUUACAGGCUUGAAGGGGUUACCUCAAAACUUUGACCUGAUCAUCGUUGGAGCAGGGAUCUCUGGUUGCGUUUUUGCUGAACAAGCCUCUCGAAGAUACAAUCUGAAAAGUUUGAUAAUUGAUAAACGAAAACAUAUCGGCGGUAACUGCUACGAUUUCAUCAACAGACAUGGUAUCAGGAUUUCACAAUAUGGAGUGCACCUAUUCCACACUAAGUUUUCUCGUGUUUGGAAAUAUGUAAACAACUUUAGCGACUGGACUCCAUAUGAACACAGAGUGAAGGGUAACAUUAAAAUAGGUGCUGGAUAUAGAAUGGUUCCAAUACCACCAAGUCAAGAUACAAUCAAUGUACUAUUCGGCGCUGAUGUUAGCAACGAAAUAGAAAUGGAAGAAUGGUUGAAUUCGAGAAGAGUUCCGGCAGAGCAGCCUAAAAACGGCGAAGAAAGUGCUCUAGCUCGAAGUGGUGAAGAACUUUAUAAUGCUAUCUUUAAACACUAUACAAAAAAACAGUGGAAUAAGUGGCCAAAAGAACUCGACGCAAGUGUGCUUGCUAGAAUCCCUGUUCGUACUAAUACUGAUGAUCGUUAUUUCACAGACCCAUUUCAAGCUUUACCAAAAGAAGGAUACACAAAAAUUUUUGAGAAUAUGGUUUUAGAAGAUCCAAAUAUCACAAUUCGUCUUUGUAUAGACUACUUUGAUGUCCGUGGUGAUCUACCUGAGUCGAAUCUUUUAGUUUUUACUGGUCCAAUAGAUUCUUAUUAUUCUUCUCUCGGUUUACCAAAGCUCGAAUAUAGGUCACUUAAAUUUGAGGAAGAAUAUCAUGAACCUGAGGACGGCUACUAUCAAAAUUGUUUACAGUUGAACUAUCCGGGUGAAGAGGUAGAUUAUACUCGAGUAGUGGAAUAUAAGCACAAACCAAAUCAACCUAAAGAUGUUCACAGAAGAAAAGGUACUGUUAUAUUUAAGGAGUACAGCUGUGAUGAAGGAGAACCAUACUAUCCAGUUCCCAAUCCAGAAAACCGGAGUCUAUACGGAAAGUAUAAAGAGAUGGCCGCGAGAGAAAGUAAAGUUUGCUUUGUAGGAAGAUUAGCAAGCUACAAGUACUUCAAUAUGGAUCAGGCAUUUUUAAAUGCGCUUGAAAUGUUCGACGAAUAUUUUAGUAGAAGUUCAAGUUUUCCGACUCAUCUAGGGGAAGGAGAUGGUCCAAAAUAG